UUCACAGUGGGUUGAGUGAAGCGGCUGGGCGGCUCUCCGGGUAGCGGCAGGUUCCCGUCCGCUGUGGGCGGCCAUGGCGGCAGCCGCCGAGCUGCAGGGGAAGUACCAGAAGCUGGCGCAGGAGUAUUCGAAGCUUCGGGCUCAGAAUCAAGUACUAAAAAAGGGUGUUGUGGAUGAACAGGCAAAUUCAGCAUCGCUGAAGGAACAACUGAAAAUGAAGGACCAGUCGCUCAGAAAACUGCAACAGGAAAUGGACAGUUUGACCUUCCGCAAUCAACAGCUAGCCAAGAGGGUGGAGCUGCUUCAGGAUGAGCUGACGUUAAGUGAAUUGAAAGGCAAGAACAAGAAGAAAAGUGGCGAACCUGCACCACAGUUGAGUCAAGAACAGAAGAAUGUAUUUGAUGAAGAUCUUCAGAAAAAGAUAGAAGAGAAUGAAAGACUGCAUAUUCAGUUCUUUGAGGCAGAUGAGCAACACAAGCGCUUGGAAUCCGAGUUGAGGAGCAGGCUUGAGGUCUUGGAGAUGGAGGCUACACAGCACCAAGCCGUGGUGGAUGGCUUAACUCGGAAGUACAUGGAGACCAUAGAAAAACUGCAGAGUGAUAAAGCCAAGUUAGAAAUUAAAUCCCAGACCCUAGAGAGGGAAGCCAAGGACUGCAGGGUUCGAACAGAGGAAUGCCAGCAGCAGUUAAAGAACCUUCAUACUGAUUUGGGUAGCAGGUUGGAGGACUCUUUACACCUCAUCAGUGAAAAAGUACCUUUCAAUGAUUCAAAGUCUAGCCAGUAUAAUGCCCUGAAUGUGCCAGUACACAAUAGACGACGGCAGUUAAAGCUGCGUGACCUUGCUGGCCAGGCACUGGUUUUUGUUCAAGAUCUGGUAACAGCUCUUCUGAAUUUCCACACCUACACUGAGCAGCGAGUCCAGAUUUUUCCUGUAGAUUCUGCCACAGACACUAUAUCGCCAUUAAAUCAGAAGUUCUCCCAGUAUCUUCAUGAAAAUGCAUCUUACGUUCGCCCUCUAGAGGAAGGAAUGUUGCACUUGUUUGAGAGCAUCACAGAGGACACUGUCACAGUGCUGGAAACAACUGUGAAAUUGAAAUCCUUUUCUGACUACUUAACAUCUUAUGUCUGCUUUCUCAGGAAGAUUCUUCCUUACCAGUGGAAAAGUUUGGAAGAAGAGUGUGAAUCUUCUCUUUGCACAGCUGCGUUGAGAGCCAGGAAUAUGGAGCUCCAAAACGACAUGAAGAAGCUGACCGCAGUCUUUGAGAAGCUGAACACUUACAUUAGUCUCCUUGCCUUACCAAGCACAAAACCAGACAGGUUGCUUCGGACAAACUUCAGCUCAGUAUUCACACAUGUUGCUUCUGCUCUUCACGGGUUUCAUGAUGUCAUGAAAGAUAUUUCCAAGCAUUACAGUCAUAAAGCUGCCUUGGAGCGUGAGCUCCCCACAGCCACACAGAAGCUCAUCACCACCAAUGACUGCAUCUUAUCCUCUGUGGUAGCAUUAACAAGUGGAGCAGGCAAGGUUGCUUCAUUCUUCAGCAACCAUUUAGACUACUUCACUGUGUCGCUGAGCUAUGGGCCUAAGGGAGGAAUGGAGUUUAUCAAUCCCCUCUCGGCCGAGUGCAUGCUUCAGUACAAGAAGAAAGCGGCUGCCUACAUGAAACUGCUCAAGAAGCCGUGUUCCGAUUCAGUGCCUUAUGAAGAGGCCUUGGCCAACCGCAGAGUUCUUCUGAGUUCCACGGAGAGCAGAGAAGGCCUUGCACAGCAGGUCCAGCAGAGUUUGGAGAAGAUUGCAAAAUUGGAGCAGGAAAAAGAACACUGGAUGCUGGAAGCCCAGUUGGCCAAAAUUAGGCUGGAGAAGGACAAUAAGAGGGUAACAGACAAGCUCAAGAAUUCUGUUGACAGCCAGCUGAUUGAGACAACCCAGGAAAGUCCCGUCUUGCUGAAUGCAGUUGAACAGGAGAAGGAAGAUGCUACAGAGAAGCUUUUGAGGGAACCAGUUAAAAGCACAAGUCUGGUUGGAAUGCUGACAAUGACCACUGGCAAUAAAAAGGUUCCAGAAGCCGAUACCCGGGAAGACUUGAUAAAGAACCACUAUAUGGCAAGGAUAGUGGAACUUACAUCGCAACUGCAGCUGGCUGACAGCAAGUCUGUACACUUUCAUGCAGAGUGCCGAGCCCUUGCAAAACGACUCACUCUAGCUGAGAAAUCUAAAGAAUCUUUUUCAGAAGAAAUGAGACUAGCUAGACAGAGCAUUACCAGGCUACAGGAUGAAUUGACAACAACCAAGAGAAGUUAUGAAGAUCAGUUAAGUAUGAUGAGCGACCAUCUUUGCAGUAUGACUGAAACCUUGUCCAAACAACGAGAAGAAAUAGAUACACUAAAGCUGACUAGUAAGGGCAAUUCCAAGAAGAACAAGAGUCGAUAGUAUUGGCCAGCUGGUACGAGCACACUCAAAUUUUGCUGCUGCACAGAAACUUGGGUGCUGGAACUGGUAUUCAGUUGGCGGAUUGUCCCUUGACUGGACGUGGCUAUAGUGCUGGGCUUAGCCAUUUUGUGAUAUAGCAUUGUAUUUGGAUAUGAAACCACACUGAAUUUGGUAGCCAAUGAAAUACAAACUGAACAUAGAGUGGUCAGUAAAACAGCUGGAAAAUGUGCACUUGAUGGAUAACUUGCAUAGGAAUUAACCAUGACUUUUUACCAUGUAUUUGUAACUACUUAUUUCCACAUGCAGACUUCUAAGGCUUUGUAUAUUUGAGUGCAUAUUUAGAUGAACAGAUCUGGCAUCCAUGCAGUAGUUGUCUCUUGGCCUGAGAAGUUGUCCUUUUUACCUGUCCAUUCCCUUCUGUGAGUAAACAAGACAAAAACACACACAACCAGAGCUAUCAAUGUGUUCAGCCAUGUCAGCUGUGCAGUAAUUGUAAAAUGUACUACUGAUUCCAGUCUUCUCUUCUAGAUUAGCUUAGUUGAUUGCCGGAGAGAGGCAGUCUCCAUACAUUUAUCCUGAACCAUUCAGUGUGGCUGUGACUAAUGCAAAUUCACAUUAACUGUAAUUAGCAAUUAAAAGUGUACAGUUGUAGUCUUUUGAAAUCAAGUGCAGAAAGUGGGCCAAAGGAAGAGUUCACAUAAAAUUGUGUGGAAGAGCAACAUUUUGUCUAUUUUUGUGUUACUUUUCAUCCAAAUCUGCUGAUAGAGAAAUGGCUGGCAACAGCUAGAGCAAGAUGCAAGUAGUGGGGGAAAUGCUGGAAACAAUUUUAAAAAAAAUCUUUUUAUGUGAUAAGAGCGGGAUGGUGUGCAGGAUGGAUCAUCAAUUCUCUGUUUAAAAAAUGAAGGUUGGUGUAUUAAAGCAGGCAAUGAAAUCAUGAAUUAGCAAAAAAGACUGUGCGUGUGAGGCUGGUUCAGAUUUGAUGGGCCCACAAGCAGUGGGGGUUUAGCACUGGACUGUGGCGGGCCUGUGCGCAACUUCACUUGCCCCCAUCUAUCGAUGUAUGUACAGUUUGCCUAGUCUGCACAAUCCUGUCUCUCCCCCCACCCCCGGUUAGGGUUGGGGUGGAGAUUCACCCGCAUUCACCAGGGUUUCAUGUUUCCUUAUGUGGCAAUGUUUGCACUUCAGAAAUCUGGCAAUGUGUCCUAUUUGGGGUCUGUCGAAAUCUGAACCAGUCCUCUAUUGAAAAAUUGGGUGGUGUCUUACUUUGGAAUUGCCCAGUUGACUAUUAAUGUCCUUAAACUUAUUCUUGUUCUUGUUUGUGGGGAAACUUGUUCACACUAACCUAAGGUCUUCUCAGGACAAUAGUCCAUGGGCUUCUCCACCACUAAUUCAGAAGAAGUUCUGCUGCUGAAUAUUUCAUGCUGGACACUUCUGUUGCCCCAUUAUGGAUAACAAUUGUCCUGCAUUCAAGGGUUCCUCCACUGUAUCAACCAUGUCAGUGUGUAUUAUGACUACAGAAUAAAUAUACUGCCAAGCUGAA
Hemicordylus capensis (graceful crag lizard) is the source of this 3968-nucleotide messenger RNA. RefSeq names its product protein phosphatase 1 regulatory subunit 21 (gene PPP1R21). Gene Ontology annotation, cellular component: early endosome; membrane. The transcript has 22 exons. The record is from RefSeq and is a predicted model, not a curated record. Lineage: Eukaryota; Metazoa; Chordata; Lepidosauria; Squamata; Cordylidae. The coding region runs from base 74 to 2428 and encodes 784 amino acids.